Arvicola amphibius (Eurasian water vole) is the source of this 1466-nucleotide messenger RNA. It is a transcript of the gene Dusp14, whose product is annotated as dual specificity phosphatase 14. Bases 331 to 927 code for a protein of 198 amino acids. Gene Ontology annotation, cellular component: cytoplasm. NCBI's taxonomy places the organism in Eukaryota, Metazoa, Chordata, Mammalia, Rodentia, Cricetidae. The record is from RefSeq and is a predicted model, not a curated record. Gene Ontology annotation, biological process: protein dephosphorylation. The transcript is spliced from 3 exons. Gene Ontology annotation, molecular function: MAP kinase tyrosine/serine/threonine phosphatase activity.
GCGCGUUCUCGCCGCGGGCUCGCGCUCGGAAGAGGGCGGCGGCGCGCGGGGAGCGGGAGGCGCGCGAGGCCGACGGGCAGAAGCCGUGAGCCGUGUAGCUGCACAGACCCGAAAGCCGCCACCGCUGCCGGGACGCUCGAUCUGAUUUGUAUACACUGUUUAACCACUGCUUACCUAAGACCUUCUGGAUCCAGACCAAGGGCUGCAGCUCAUUGAACUCCUCAGCACGAAGGAGGCUGCAGUCUUGAAUUCCCUGGUGGAGGACGGACUUCACCAUUCUUUGGUCUUGCCCCUCCGAUGAUGAAAGUGUGACUGACUGCUGGCAUCUUCAUGAGCUCCAGAGGUCACAGCACGCUCCCACGGACUCUCAUGGCUCCUCGGAUGAUUUCCGAGGGAGACAUAGGAGGCAUUGCUCAGAUCACCUCCUCUCUCUUCUUGGGCAGAGGCAGUGUGGCCUCCAACCGGCACCUCCUCCAGGCCCGGGGCAUCACCUGCAUCGUUAAUGCUACCAUUGAGAUCCCCAACUUCAACUGGCCCCAGUUUGAAUAUGUUAAAGUGCCUCUGGCUGACAUUCCUCAUGCGCCCAUUAGAUUGUACUUUGACACUGUGGCUGACAAGAUCCACAGUGUGAGCAAGAAGCAUGGGGCUACCUUGGUGCACUGUGCUGCAGGAGUGAGCCGCUCGGCCACCCUCUGCAUUGCGUACCUGAUGAAAUUCCACAAUGUGUGUCUAUUGGAGGCGUACAACUGGGUGAAAGCCCGGAGGCCUGUCAUCAGGCCCAACGUGGGCUUCUGGAAGCAGCUGAUAGACUACGAGAGCCAGCUUUUCGGGAAGUCAUCCGUGAAGAUGAUACAGACACCCUAUGGUGUCAUUCCAGACGUUUAUGAGAAGGAGUCCCGACACCUGAUGCCUUACUGGGGGAUUUAGUGCUGCCACAGCUGGCAUCCGCAGCCCCUCAGCAGCACCAGCAUCCGCCACACACAGUCUUUUUCCCCUCUUUCUCUGGUUCUCCCGCGAGUGUUUCUACACUGGGUGUUCGGGUUUAAGAGAUGUGGAGGGGAAACACAUACAUUGCUAGUAAAAUUUUUUAAAACUAGCAUUUUGAAAUAGCGAACAUGAAAAUCUUUAACUGGCCUUUAAUCCUUUAUAAGACCUGGAACAGUGUAGGAUACUGUUCCUGCUUUCUUUCUGGCUCCCAAGCCUUUUGGAGCCUUGGCAGGUGCAGGAGUCCAUUGCAAAGAUCCCCUUGGGCCCUGAUUAACCCUCUAGAGACCAGCUCAGUCUCUACUGGAUUAGCCUGGUCCUUUCUUUUCCUCUGUUAUUUAGCGAUUCUAUAAGUUAAGUUAACCAUUGUUAUUUAGUUGAUAAGUAAUUAUGAUGAAAUCUGUUGCAAAGACCCUCUUGAAAUCAGUGUGCCCUGGGAUUAUAUUAGCAUUAUUUUUAAUAAAUCUAUCUGCUUAACAUAA